Molecule: messenger RNA, 973 nt
Organism: Girardinichthys multiradiatus
Lineage: Eukaryota; Metazoa; Chordata; Actinopteri; Cyprinodontiformes; Goodeidae
Gene: morn3
Product: MORN repeat containing 3
Exons: 6
Coding region: 183-896 (237 amino acids)
Source: RefSeq, a predicted model, not a curated record
UUACUGUUGCUAUGAUACAACAAACGCAACUGGUUUGUUGUUUUUCGGAAGAAGUUAAGAUAGCUUGAGGUUUCUUAAUAUUUUCAGGAACUAAACGGCCUAAAUUCCCAAGCGGAUUGAGUGCAUAUAAGUCAUCCGCUUGGAUACAUUGCAAAGGCUUUUCACCACAAUCCUUCCAAGUCAUGCCAUUUUUUAAGUCAUUUAAGAAAAGUCUCCCAACUUCCGUACAGAAGGACCUUAAAUCCCAGAGAUGUGGACUGCGACACACAGUUUACUCUGUCAGUGGAAAUGAAUACACUGGAGAGUGGCUGGAGGAUGAGAAGCAUGGAAGGGGAAUUCAGGUUUGGAAGAAAGUUGGUGCCAUUUAUGAUGGAGAGUGGAAAUCUGGAAAACGUGAUGGUUAUGGCACCUACAGUGUGCAAAUCCCAGGAUCAAAGGAGUACACAAGGAAGUACAGUGGUGGAUGGAAAAAUGGAAAAAAGCAUGGGUAUGGGACAUACUUCUACAACAGCUCAGCAGUCUAUGAGGGGGAGUGGAAUGAGGACCAACGUAGUGGCUGGGGAAGGAUGUACUAUGAAAAUGGAGACAUCUAUGAGGGAGAAUGGAUGAAACAUAAGAGUCAUGGCCAAGGAAUCAUUAGAUUUUCCAAUGGAAACUGGUACGAGGGCUCCUGGCGAGAUGGGAAGAGGAACGGUGAUGGAAAGUUCUAUUAUUCUGAUAAAGCCCUGGUUUAUGAAGGCUUUUGGGUGGAUGGAGUAGCAAAAUGUGGGACCAUUGAAGAUGUUGGAUGGGACAAAACACCAGCACCACCUAAGUAUCAAUUUCCAAAGCUAAACCUGGUGGACAUGGAGUUGGUUUUACGGGAAGCUAAAUCAGCUUAUCAAGAUCACCGUUGAAGACCAUCAAGAGGAAAAAUGGCAAGUUCAUGCUUCAUCCAGUUAACUGAAACCAAUAAAACAACACUUUGUGUGCA